AUGGAUCUGAUGCAUGGAUGGGUUGAAUCUGCAACGAUCAGGACAAAGACGAUGAGCGCGGCUGCAGGGUCCCUAGAUCUGGCCAUUUUGUUCCAAGACGCCACAGGGCUGCUGUACACAAAUGGCGGCAAGGAAGCGCGAAGAAAGAUGGAGGAACAGAGGAGUGAAGCGAGACAGCAGGAGAGAACCAUGCUCCUGCAACGGCUAAAGAAAGCUGUUCAGGGAGUGUUCGCUCUUGUCAUCAAAGCAGAGGAUGAUGAUGUUGAAGCAGACGCAAGGGGAAGACGAGAAGUGGGGUCAAAGACACGUUUGCUCUACUCAGCUACUCGGGAGGUAGUGUGGUCUGUCUACAAUAUAUUCAUGCAUGGUUUGAUCAAGACAGGAUUCAACGAGGAUCCGGUAUGGUCUCUCCUAAAACAGAUUGUGGCAGCAGUCCCUAGCAUUCAGUUGAAUCUGCUCAUGCUACAGAAUCAGCCUUCUAUCAAGACUCAGCGGGGCAAGGCUUGCGCCUUCUUGCAUAUGGCGAUUGCAGACAAGUCUCUAGAGGAAAUUAUCGAAUUCUGUGAUAUUCUGGGGCUCAAGGAGGACCGGUAUGAAGAGUGGUCCUUCAUGCGGGACCUCGAGACCCACAACACGCUGCCAACCCUCAUUGUGGGUCUGGCACAAGUGGACUUGUCGUUUGACUGGAUGGUGACGGACGAAUAUGCUACUGAGCUGAAGAGGAAGGAGCCCUGCUCUGUCUGGGGUCAUGGAGGACUCGCACCUAUACCUGAAGAAGACGAGCACCUUGUUCAACGAAGGGUACAAGUGCGGCCGGUUCGUACCAAGGCCAAGAGCAAGGUGGUCAGCAUCGACAAGAUGGACGAGAGUGAUGGACAUCUCUCGCCAGUAGAUGUGAGCAAGUUGAUCGAUUCCAUCAACCUCUCAGUGGACGUCUCGGAGGCCCUUGGGCACAUCCCAGAGAUGCAUGAAGACGAGCAGAGCAGCAGCUUCCAGUGCGAUGACAACUGUCCGAUGGUAGGCGAUUGGAACAGCACCUUCGAGGUCCCGAUGACCACGGAACCUCCGCUGGACGACAACAGGACUGUUGAUUUCAACGUUUCUCCUGUACUGCAGGAGCUGGACAGGAGUGAGAACGACUGUGACCAUUAUCUAAAUCUGGAGUCUCCGCUGACCGGGAGGAUCCAGCUGGGGCAGCAUGUGAGUUCGCUCGUCUCUGACUCUUUGUUCAGCUCACCUGCUCCUGCGAACCGCGACAACGGAGCAGGUUCAGAGAUAGUUAACGAUCGCACUGUACAUAAGGAUGAGAUUGAGGAGAACCAUGAAUCGAGCGAUUAUUCUUGGGAACCAAAUGCUUCUCAGCUUCUAGCAGCAGGAGAUGGGACUGCUGGAAUGUUUGAAACUCCUGCUGAUCGCCGGCCUCACCUGGAGGUUUCACAAGAUUUCAAGGAGCUCGACACAGGAGCCGUAUUCUCCAUGCGCGUCAAGUCAAAGCAAGAGCAAGUGGGUCUGAAUGGUGGUGUGUGUACUGCAACACCUGACACGUGGGAGGAGGAGGAUGGGGUUUGCGAUAGAAAUCAAACAUAUCAUGGGUCUCAGGGCCAGUUGGAGUCUUCUGCUGCCCAGCACAAUAGCUCUUCCAUGGAUAGAUCGUGGGGGGAAUCAUCAAUUGCGUCAACGAGGGAUUUAUCAGACCGAGAAGUUAGCGCUGCUGCAAGAGAACCCGAUGUUCAUCGUAGCAGAGAUAGCGGGUCGGCCGAGAGCAGCACUCGCUCUCUCCGUUUUCUUGACGAGCAACCGGCGUUUGAACCAGGUCUGAUCACGACAGAGGAAGCGGCUAGUAGCAGGCUCUUCCCAGCUUCCAACGUCUGCGCUGCUUGCGGGGACAAGGUUGGCACCGGAUUCCUGGGCAACGCGAGGUUCUGCAACUACACGAGGACGUACUUCUGUCCUCGGUGCCACGUCAACGAGAAAAGUGUCAUCAUUUCCAAGGUCCUUAAACGAUGGGACUUCACUCCUCGAAAUGUCUCCAGCGCAGCCAAGGCAUACCUGCAAGGGAUCUACGAGCAGCCUCUCUUUAGCGCAGCAAUGGACAUCCCUCCAUCUCUCCAGCAGAGGGUGAAACAGCUAGAGCAGAUCAGAGACUUGAGGAGGAAAGCGAAGAUACUGCGCGAUUACGUGGUGCAAUGCUCAAACUUUCCCAACUCGCGCUGCCAGCAGGAAGACAGGAUUGCGGCUGUGCACCUGCAUGACAGGGACUACCUCGUUGCUGAUGACGACUCGCUCUCCCUGCGGGACCUAGAGGAGAUCAACAACGGCAUACUCAAGACGUUCCUGGAGUCGACGAUCGAGCCAUGGAUGGAGCAUGUGACGAGGCGCUGCUUGCUCUGCAGGGAGAAGGGAUACGUCUGCGAGAUUUGCAACUCCAAGGAAAUCAUCUUCCCCUUCGAGCUGGAGAAGGAGGUGCUUGCGGAUCGAAAAGAUCAAGCAGAAGAAACAGCAGACAAAGUGAUCGUGCGGCAGGGCCCAAGUUCGCAGUGCCCGCCGGGUCAGCUCAACUUGUGA
Messenger RNA from Guillardia theta CCMP2712, 2565 nucleotides. RefSeq lists its product as hypothetical. The record is from RefSeq and is a predicted model, not a curated record. Bases 1 to 2565 code for a protein of 854 amino acids. The transcript has 8 exons. Lineage: Eukaryota; Cryptophyceae; Pyrenomonadales; Geminigeraceae.